AUCCGACGAGCAAAAACGAGGCUGUGUGCCGCCGACAACGCGUCUCAGCUUAUUGUCGCAGCGCAGGAGUCGCCUCGAGGCCCGUUGCCACUGCCUGGUUGCAAGCGGCGCGCGCACCGUGCCGCGGGAAGCUCCCCAGGCAAAACCGCUCCUUUUGGUCCCAGUGGGCGUAGCGGUGGAGGAAUCUUCCAAAGGCUGCCAGACAACCCUCGAGAGCCAUGCGGCGCCCGCUCCUGCUCCUCGCCUGCGCCCUGGCGGCCGGAGCCAACGAGGCGCCCGCGGCGCCGCCCGAGAACCUAGCGCAAUUCGUCCGAGAAGCCCUCGAGAACGCCUACACGACGCGCGACUAUAAACGCGCCGUCAGACUGCUCCAGGACGGCCACGCGGACCAGAUCCUCGAGGUCGCGUGGGACGACAACCACGAGGAAGUCGCCCGGAGCUUCGCCGCGAAGCGGGGCUUGACGGGCGCCGACGCCCACGCGGUCCGGGAGCUCGCCCGCGAGAUGAAAUUAGAUGCGGCCAACAGACGGGAUUUGAGGUUAUGGUCCAUAUGUGUAGAUGACGUCGUGACAAGUUCUUUCGAGCUGAUUGUUGCGCAGAAUUAUGCUCCUGUGCCUAUUCGGAAGGGCGAGACCGCUCGUGAAGUAGCCAAGGAGUGGUGUCGGAAGCGAGAUAUCCCGGAGCCUGAAUGCGACAUGAUCUCCGCGACGAUCUGUCGCGAGGCCGUCGCUCGCGGCUUCGCGUCGUCCACACCGGCGAAGCCUACUGGUAUUCAGGUCACGGAAGGUUCGCGAGUGAUGGCUCGAAGGGAUGGCACGUUCCAGCGCGGCGUCGCGCGGUCUGUCUCUGGGAAAUUCGUCGACGUGCUCUUUGACGAUGGUCAACACCAGAACACGUCUGUGUUUGAUGUUAGAGCGCUGCCGUCACCGAAGGAACCUCCUUCUUCGCAUCCGUCGUAUGUCUGGGCGGCGGUGGCCGCUUUGCAGGCGCUCGUGCUCGGGUUAGUGGUCCUAAGGGACCACCGCCGCCUGCGAGUGGAGCCACCUGCCAGGCCGCGGGAGGUGUCGCCCACGCCCAUCGUGCCAAAGGCUCGAGACUGGGGCGCGCGGAGACGACGACGGAGCGCCACGGAAACGCCGAGUCCCGCGGUGCGGCGAUCACUCUCAACAGCACCAACAGAUACGGUGGCGAGCGACCGCCUCGGCCUGCUCAGCGCGACGCCGGGGUCCAAGGCCCACGAGAAGGCCUGGCGCAAGAUGUGGGCGACGAGUCACGUCUCGGGCGACGACGGCGCCUUCCAGGAGUGGUACUCUUCCACAUUUCCCACGUCGCCGCGGUCUCCAACGCUCGAGGAGGAGGACGACGACGGCGCCGCGGCGGCGCUCGAGGCGGCGGAGGGCGAGCUGCGGCGCGCGAGUCAGGCGCUGGGCGCCGGGAAUCCCGAGGUCGCGGGCGGGGACUAACUAAGAGGUGUUGUUAUUU
Molecule: messenger RNA, 1482 nt
Organism: Pelagomonas calceolata
Lineage: Eukaryota; Pelagophyceae; Pelagomonadales; Pelagomonadaceae
Source: the annotation of a GenBank genome assembly